AUGAAAAAUAAAAACAUCAAUGUUGCUCCUGACCUUAAUCAAAUGCUUCAAAAGAAAGUUAAACUUUGCGAAGAUAGUCAAUGCACUACUCUUUUUAAUGAGAACUCUAAUUCUGUUGAAUCUUUCCCUACCUUAUCAAAAAUAGCAUCGAAAUAUCUGAGUAGACCAUCUCUUAGAGAAAGAUUUUAAUUAAUUAAUGAGACUGGAAACCUAUAAGCAAGCAAAUAUUAUUCUUUAAUUUAAAUCUUAUCAGCUAUUGACACUCAGUUAUUAUUCCUUAAAUAAAGAAGAGAAUCCUUAUUUUGGCCAAAUAUUGUAAAAAGUUGCUAUGACUCUACUUAGCUCUAAGUUACUACUAGAUAACUUUUAGAAAUCUUAGCGGUGUGGUAAUAAAGCUAUGUCAUAAAUUGGGAAAAAUUUGAGAAGUAAAAUGGAAAUUACGAACUUCUGUUCAAAUUCCCUGAUAAAUAAUUGCCUAACUCUCAAGAAUUGAAUUCAAGAAAAGAAUAGUUUAAGGAGAAGCUUGAAACCUAUUUACAAAUUAAUGGAGAUUACAUAGAACCAUACAAAUUACCCUAAAAACCAUCACUUUGUAAUCCCAACAUUAAAUAAGAAACAAAUCAAUAAGUUAAAAAUGAUUCUGUACAAUUUAGUUAAUUCAUUAACAUUUCCAGAAUAUUUUAAGAUAAGGAAACAUCAAAUGAAUCUAAGCCACUAUCCAAUGUAUCUUAAAAACUAAUUGAUAAACUGAGAGAAAGGAAACUAUAAGAAAAAUAAAAGUAAGAAGAAUCCCAAGAUGACAAAUAGUUAUCCUCAAAAAAACAACAAGUCUUAAUUGCUACUAUGCUACAUCAAUACUAUUAAUAAAGAGAUGUAUCUAAUAUGUUCUUCAGUAAUGUACUUAAAUAUAUUCAUGAACGCAAUUCAAAUGUUCUUAUGAGUAAUGAAUAAAUAAAAACAAUGAUAAUCAACCUUACUUAAUCUGUUGAUAAUUGGCUCCAAUUAAUUGAUAAUUCUGGAGGGUAAAUUCUUAGAUUAAACAAAGAAAUUGAUUUACCAAAUAUUAUCAACUAAUUACAAUGA
Messenger RNA from Paramecium tetraurelia, 1083 nucleotides. RefSeq lists its product as uncharacterized. The record is from RefSeq and is a predicted model, not a curated record. The transcript has 3 exons. Lineage: Eukaryota; Ciliophora; Oligohymenophorea; Peniculida; Parameciidae.